CCGGGAGAACAUAGACGUCUUUUCUGUGGUUCCCGAGACAUUCUCUCUGAAGAAGCAGCUGCACAGGUGAAUUGAUGGCUUCAGAGUGUUUUUGUAUCUGCUCAACUUUCAGGCCAUUUUCUCCAGCCUCUUGGUAUGUGGCAAAAUCUUCAUUUGGUAAGUAAAGUCAGGAGGGGAAGGAGUUGAUGGGUGUGUUGAUGGCAUUUAAGGUGGCAGCUCACAUGCCCUCUGAGAUAGGGUUGGAGUCUAGGGAUGAGGAGAAUGGCGUCGGGGAGCCUUCCUUGGCUGGUCUUUGGUUUAGUGAACUUGUCACAUCUCCCUUCACUGUGCAGCACACUGUGUGCAUUAUCUCUUCUAAUCAACGGUGGGUUAUAUUAGAGUGCGUCUCCACCUUCUCCACAUAACGUUCUUGAUGUGCAACGCUGUGGUUAGAAAUAGCCUUCAGUGCUGCUUUAGUCCCUGGAUCUCCUUUUUAGAGACUCAUCUUGGUGUUUUCUGAUUUCUCCACUGCCAGUUUACAAAGUUUUGGUUUAUUAAUUCCCCCCAAGUAAUGAGGGUAAGGGUGGGUUAAUUGAGAGAAUGUUGAAAUGCAAGGAACUCCCCAAACUGCCUUGGUUAAAUUAACAUUUGCAGUUUUUUCUGUCUUUAAAAGACAUAGUGGGAGAAUCCUAAUAUCUGUGAUUCAAAUUAUUUAACAAAACCUUCCUAUGAUUGCAGAUUCGAAUAGGUCGCAUUUGUUUAAAAAAUUUUUUUUUCGGAGAUUAGGUUGAUUGAAGAAUCAAAUCUUAAUUUGAAAUACACAGGUCAUAUUUUUGGCCAGGUUGUAUGGUGAUGCUUUUGUGACUCAGACUCUGCUGGUGUCAACUGGAUUGACCUUUUGGUGUGUCUUGUGACCUCUUGCUCCUUCUGUGCCAUGAUUUUUGCUUGUUUUUAGGGCAAGUUUCUCAUUGCUUACCCAGCUUCCGUGUUGAAGGGCUUCCUGAUGAUGACAUUCUGAGAUGAAAGGGAGAUACAUUAUAUCCAAGGCCCCAGUGUCGCUAAACACCUGGGAUCUGCGCUUUAGACGAUUAAUCUACCAGCUUUGCGCUGUGGAAUUGGGGAUGGAGGUCAAGAUACUUUCACAUUGGCCACAGGGAUACUUCCAGUGAGAAAAGAGAAUUCCUGCCAGGAAAGGGUCGCCACUCACGUGUUCAGCCUGUUGGGAUGUUCCUAGGAGGUUCCCAGUGUUGUCUUUUGGGGCGUUGGGUCACCACUGGAGACCUGCUGUCCACCCUGUCCCCCCACAAGGUACAACCAGAUUUGAACAUGGAAUUCAAUCCUUCAGACCAUCCUCGGGCUAGCACAAUAUUCCUCAGCAAAUCUCAGACGGACGUGAGAGAAAAGCGCAAGAGUCUCUUCAUUAACCAUCAUCCUCCAGGACAAAUAGCAAGGAAAUACAGCUCCUGCUCCACUAUUUUCCUAGAUGAUAGCACAGUCAGUCAACCAAACCUCAAGUAUACAAUUAAAUGUGUAGCUCUCGCAAUAUAUUAUCACAUAAAAAACAGGGACCCAGAUGGAAGGAUGCUCUUAGAUAUUUUUGAUGAAAACCUUCACCCUCUUUCGAAAUCCGAAGUGCCACCAGAUUAUGACAAACACAACCCAGAGCAGAAACAGAUUUACCGGUUUGUUCGGACGCUCUUCAGUGCUGCUCAGCUGACAGCUGAAUGUGCCAUUGUCACCCUGGUAUACCUUGAAAGACUUUUAACGUAUGCAGAGAUAGAUAUCUGUCCAGCCAACUGGAAGCGAAUUGUACUAGGGGCGAUUCUGCUGGCCUCCAAAGUGUGGGACGACCAGGCGGUCUGGAAUGUGGAUUACUGCCAGAUCCUGAAAGAUAUCACGGUCGAAGACAUGAACGAGCUAGAGCGACAGUUUCUUGAAUUGCUCCAAUUCAACAUCAACGUUCCUUCCAGUGUCUAUGCCAAGUAUUACUUUGAUCUUCGUUCUCUGGCAGAAGCAAACAACCUGAGCUUUCCCUUGGAGCCCCUUAGCAGGGAGAGAGCUCACAAACUUGAGGCCAUCUCCCGCCUCUGCGAGGACAAGUACAAGGACCUGAGAAGAUCCACGAGGAAGCGGUCGGCAAGCGCCGACAACCUGACUCUGGCCAGGUGGUCUCCGGCCAUCAUCUCCUAACAGCCGGUGUCCUCUCCGAAGGACCCGGCCAUCCCGCCAGUCUCUCCUGCAGUCUGAGAGAAGACAAGACUUGGGGUGGGGUUCUGUUUUUGUUUUUGCUUUUGUUUCUCCCUUUCCUUUUCUUUUUUUAAUCCUUAGCUCCAUCAGGCUGCCUUGACGAUGCCUCCACGCAGCAGGGCUUCAAGGGAUGCGAGAGCAGUAUUCAGGAAAUCCCGUUUCCGGCCUUUCCCCGUUGUCAUUAACAGCACUUCCCUUGGUGGAGGAAACACUGACGCUGCUCCUGAAGGAGGAAACGGGAAAAGGAAAGUGGUGUGGAGGCAGGGGAAAUGUUUAAAUGGCUUUCUGCCAUUUCUUAAGCCCACCGUCUCGACAGUAAGUCAGCACAACAAGAAAAGCGGUAGAUAAACCACAUUGGAUGAGCAUUAAAGAGACCGAGUGGCCAUGUUUUAUCCUAACUUGUUUGGAUCAGUAAGACCGAUUUUCCAUAGGACUUUUUGCAUUCCUUCUUGCUGCUUUUUUUGGGCUUGGGGGAUUUUUAUUUCUUUUCAUUCUGUUUUGGUUUGGGUCCCACAGAGCGGAGACUGGAUGUAGUUUGUACCCUCCAUGGCACAGACAUCCAAAUAAAUAGUAAUGGUUGUUUCUCUCUGCACUAUUCCUGAGAGCUGUCUUCUGAGCUGUCUUUCUCGACAGGUGUGAUGCACUUGUUAUAUUUCUUUACACGUUUAUUUUGUAUGUUUUUUUCCCCCUUCAACAAUGACAAAAUUAACUUGACUGUAGUGCUGAACCAAAAGUAUCCCUUUCCUUCUUUCUUCACCCCAAGAAACUUCUAGAACAUAUGGGUGCUUGUGCCUUCCUGUUUUCUUGCAGCUUUUUUGUUUUCCCUGACCUGAAGUUGCAGUUACAAAAUCAGUCAGACUUUGUAGACUGAAGGAAACAAUGUGCAGCAAAGGGUGUCAUCUGGUUGAGGUGUCUUUUCCCAAUGUGCUAGAGUGAUGGAGUCGGGAGCCCUUUUUGUACAUCCUGCCCAGUUCAUUCUUCCACUUUCAUGCCCAUUGUUGCAAGCAAUAUUCUCGAUUUUUAUAUGUUUACUUUAAAUCAAAGUUAGUCUAUUUGUAUAAAAUUUUUUAAAAAUCUAAAAUGAAAAAAAAAGGGUGGGUGGGUAUUCCAGUGGGAAGAUCACUGGACAGCAAAAUGUUAAUAUUUACUGAGGUAUUUUUCACAGAAUGAUUGAAUAAAAAAACUCAACUUGCAUUUUUCAUUGUGGGUGCUUAGAGAAGUUAUACAAAGUGCAAACUGUGAAGUUUCUGCUUCAUUAAUUAUUAGUGUACUUUUUCAUUUUCUGACUAUCCCUGAUUUCCUUACAGGCUUGAUAAGGAUUUUUUAUAUCAAGUGAUAUAAAAGGGUUCAUGAAUAUCAUAUCGAAGAGUAAACUUGAUAUUGUACAAGAACCUGAAUCAUCAAAGUAUAUAGUGCUUUUUGGUUUUUUGCAUACUUUCGUGGGUCACGACGACGGAGUUUUCAGAGUUUUUCCCUUUCUCAAGUAUCGCUGAUGAGAAUGGCAACAGAUGGCCUGUGUUUCACCUUAUCCAUAUACGAACUUGGAAAACUUUGGAAUCUUCUAUUAAUUAGGCUUGAAGACCCUCAAAUCAUAUGCCUGAUCCACCAAACAGGCUUCCUCUCAAUGAAGCCUGCCCUGGAAAUGGAAGGGACUCAGAAAAUUGAAAUACCAGUAACACCAAACCAAAAUCUCUAGGCAGAUGUAAAUGAAAUUUGUAUCAUGUAUAAACAUGACUGUUUGGGGCAGAAAUAUCAUCAAGUUGUCUCUGGCCUAAAAUUUCAAAAGCAGAGUAUAAAGUUAAUUAUCUUCCCAUUGUAAUUGUGUUGAUAUACUCUGUUUGAGUACCAAAACCAGUUUCUUCAAGUAAGAGUUGGAUUUAGAACUUUAAAUAGAGCUCUAAAAAUGUAGAAAAUAUCACUUUAUAUUCCCUAAUCUAUAUAGCUUACAAAGGGACAUAUUUUCUUAGCAGCAUAUGAAUACCUCUCAAGCGUAAAUUAGUUCCUCUCAUUAUGUAAAGUCUCUUUAUUUUAUUGAUCCAUUUCAGGAAAGAGGUUCUGCUUACCUUUCCAGCAGAAAUCUUAUUUUUAUCUGUUUUAUUUGAAUGAGAGAGAUUUGAAAUUUGAAUUAUGUAAAUAUUUCAAUGCAUCUGCUAUUAUUUUGUGGAGUUUAUUAAACUACUUAAAAAUUGUAUAGUCUAUUUAUCGUACGUAUGUACAUACAGUCUGAUACAUAAAAUUCCAAGUGGAUUCCGUCAAACCUGGCUCAGUCUUGUUUAGACCAUUGCAUAUCGUUUUAGCCUUGUGCACUGGGCUCUACCUCUGUAUAGGAAACUUUUCCAUGUUCGUUGAUUAGUAUCGAUUCUGUAUUAACUUGGUUAUGUUUCCUGCACUAAGAAUUUUUAAACCUCUGCUGUAAGUGUAGAUUUUAGUUUUACUUUUGCAGUAUGAAUCACUUGACACACAUAUAGAUACCCUAGGUUUAUUUUGUUUUUUUUCUACAUGGUGAUGAAGACUUACAUUUUGUUCUCUGGUUUGUUCUAAGUUUGCCAAAAAAAAAAAAAAAAAGUACAGUACCUAUUGAUAAAUUGUAGUGACUGUAAUUUGUUUCCAAGGUGAUU
Molecule: messenger RNA, 4844 nt
Organism: Choloepus didactylus (southern two-toed sloth)
Lineage: Eukaryota; Metazoa; Chordata; Mammalia; Pilosa; Megalonychidae
Gene: CCNY
Product: cyclin Y
Exons: 12
Coding region: 1204-2169 (321 amino acids)
Biological process (GO): regulation of canonical Wnt signaling pathway; regulation of cyclin-dependent protein serine/threonine kinase activity
Cellular component (GO): cytoplasmic cyclin-dependent protein kinase holoenzyme complex; plasma membrane
Molecular function (GO): cyclin-dependent protein serine/threonine kinase activator activity; protein kinase binding
Source: RefSeq, a predicted model, not a curated record